GUCAAAGACUUCCCAGUUAUUUCCAUAAGAAGCAGCGGAAGGAAAACAAAAGCAAGCAUAAAAUUAAAUGCUUCCACUUUUAUAGCGUUUUUUUUCUCUCUCUCGCACCCUGUCAAAAUGUUCAAUCAUUAAUACUCCCAACUGCCACCACAAGAACCACCACAACCGCCACCGUUGAUACCGACGGAGCAAACUAAUCAAGGCAACAAAAAAAUCGAAGCCACGUCAACGGAGAAAAAGAGAACAACAUGAGCGGAAAACAGCCGAUGAGAAUAGACUUGGACGAGAUGCCGGAGACGCCACAGCACCGUGGUAUCCACCAUCGUAGGGCCCACUCCGACACCUCGUUUCGGUUCGACGACCUUCUUCUCUUCGACCCUUCGGACCUCGACUUGUCGUCGCUUGACCUCCUCCCGUCGCCCAAUCCUACUCCGCCACGUGUUCAAACCAUGUCUGUUGAUUCAUCCGACGACUCCACAUCCAACUGGGACCAAAACAACAACAACAAUAACAGUCAGAGCAGUCAAACCCCUCCGAAGCCGAAGCCUAUUAAUCACCUCCGGAGUCUCUCCGUUGACUCUGAUUUCUUCGACAGCUUGGGUUUCGCCACCUCUGCCGGGGGCAGCGGGGGGAAGAGUGCGGCUGUUUGUGGAGGAGGAGGAGGAGGAGGAGGAGAGAAAAGGGGCUACCAUAGGCAUAGUAAUUCAAUGGAUGGGAGUAUUGCGACGUCGUUUGAGAUUGAGUCUGUUAUUGGAGAUGGUGCUAAGAAGGCUAUGGAUCGUGAUCGCCUUGCUGAAUUGGCUCUUAUUGAUCCCAAGAGAGCUAAAAGGAUUCUUGCUAAUAGGCAAUCUGCAGCACGUUCAAAGGAGAGGAAAAUACGGUAUACCGGUGAGCUAGAGAGGAAAGUGCAGACACUACAAACUGAGGCAACCACAUUGUCAGCGCAGGUGACAAUGCUGCAGAGAGACACCACUGGGUUAACAGCUGAGAAUAAGGAACUUAAACUGCGACUACAAGCUAUGGAACAACAAGCCCAGCUUAGAGAUGCACUCAAUGAAGCGUUGAGGGAAGAAGUACAGCGCCUUAAAAUAGCUGCAGGCCAGAUUCCAGCAGUGAACGGAAACCCUUUUGGCAGAGCUCUGCCUCAAUUUUCCUCCCAGCAGCCAACCUUACAUCACUUCGGUGGGAACCAGACUCAGCAGCAGCAGCAGCAGCCGCAGCAGAUGCCACUGUCAUCCACCAACAAUCAGAUGCCGAGUGGGCAGUCACACCCAAGCUUCAUGGACUUUGACCAGAGGGUCUAGCUUCAUUCAAGACCCUCCAUUAAUGAUUUCAUCUAAUCCUUUUUAAGUAGUAGAAGAUGAGUCUGGUUUUUUACUGUAUAUAGAAAUAUGUGUAUGUGUUGCAGGUUGGUCUGAGUGUUGCCCAGAGCAAACCUUUGUAUCAGUUGCACACAUGGCUAUGUUACUCGUAGUGUAGAAAAUUUCUCAGAUCUUGAUGUAGAUGAUUGUUGUUUAUCAGUUGUAGGUCUAUAUUUAUGAAUAAUUGCUUAUGGAGUUGGUUUUAAUUAACAGACUCUUGUUUAGAGGUUGAUGUGA
Molecule: messenger RNA, 1598 nt
Organism: Mangifera indica (mango)
Lineage: Eukaryota; Viridiplantae; Streptophyta; Magnoliopsida; Sapindales; Anacardiaceae
Product: transcription factor VIP1-like
Exons: 4
Coding region: 249-1304 (351 amino acids)
Biological process (GO): regulation of DNA-templated transcription
Cellular component (GO): nucleus
Molecular function (GO): DNA-binding transcription factor activity
Source: RefSeq, a predicted model, not a curated record